This is a messenger RNA of Megalops cyprinoides (Indo-Pacific tarpon), 2058 nucleotides long. RefSeq names its product guanine nucleotide-binding protein subunit alpha-11. The transcript has 7 exons. Gene Ontology annotation, molecular function: G-protein beta/gamma-subunit complex binding; guanyl nucleotide binding; GTPase activity. The record is from RefSeq and is a predicted model, not a curated record. Gene Ontology annotation, biological process: action potential; adenylate cyclase-modulating G protein-coupled receptor signaling pathway; phospholipase C-activating dopamine receptor signaling pathway. Gene Ontology annotation, cellular component: heterotrimeric G-protein complex. Lineage: Eukaryota; Metazoa; Chordata; Actinopteri; Elopiformes; Megalopidae. Bases 881 to 1960 code for a protein of 359 amino acids.
GCUCAAUCUCAUUUACCGGGGGCUGACGGAGACGCAAUCAUUAGAAAAAAAUAAAAGGGGGGAAAUCGGACGGAAAGAUAAGGUCCCCCCGUCCACCUUAAAGAUCUUUUUUCUAAAUCUGUAGCUAGCCAGCCGCUACAGGAUACCGAAAUCACUUCCCCAAAAUGUUGACAAUUAGCUAGCUAGCUAGCUAUUAAAUCUUAGAUAUCUGUCUGCUAGCUAGCUACCUAACGUCAAUAUCCAUAUCACCAAAUUAUAUAUUUAGCUAGCUAGCUAACUGAAGAGAAGCAUAUUUUUCUGUAACGAUAUCAUUUAAUGAUAUGUUUUUUAUUGAGUGGUGGUGUUUUCCUGAGCAAAUGGACACGAGUUUUACGGGCGCUCUUUGUUGCUAAGGCAUUUCUGGGCUUGGUUCCGGGGGCGGCUUGCACAGAAACGGUACGGAUGUCGCGACAGCCCAGUUUGCCCCGUUGUCUCCUGGACCCGUUUUGGUAGGCACACAAGACCGGAGGAGUGUCACCUAGACGGUUAAAGAGGAUAGAUCGGUUACCUUGGAAUUCGGCAAAUCGCGAUCUAAGGUAUUCGGACUGAACAACGAAGACAGGCGGCUGGGCCUCCCACUACUCCUCCGCUGGAAGACUACCCCUACUUCCCCCCUCUUCCUCCCCGAUCCUUACGCGGGGGAAGUCGGAUACCUCUCGGUUAGAGGGAACUACUUGAGAGCGAGGCCCCCCUCCCCCCACUCCCUUCAGCCCCCUCACGUUCUACCUCCUUCUAUAUCCCGAUAUCCAAACGGGGGAUCGGGAUACCAACGACAAACCGAAGCCAAUUGUUGGUGGUCUGGUCGAGUCCCGUUUAAACCGGGCUUUCCGAAACAGGGGGGAUGACUUUAGAGUCCAUGAUGGCUUGCUGCCUAAGUGAAGAGGCGAAGGAGUCGAAAAGAAUCAACGCCGAGAUCGAUAAGCAGCUACGCCGAGACAAGCGAGACGCGAGAAGAGAGCUGAAAUUGCUCCUGCUCGGGACCGGCGAGAGCGGCAAGAGCACCUUCAUCAAACAGAUGCGCAUCAUCCACGGGGCGGGCUACACGGACGAGGACAAGCGCGGCUUCACCAAGCUCGUCUACCAGAACAUCUUCACCUCCAUGCAGUCCAUGAUCCGCGCCACCGAGACCCUCAAGAUCCAGUUCAAGUUCGAGCAGAACAAGUCGAAUGCCCUGCUGGUGAAGGAGGUGGACAUAGAGAAGGUGUCGACGUUCGAGCAACCUUACAUCAGCGCAAUAAAAAUGCUGUGGGCAGACCCUGGUAUCCAGGAGGCCUAUGACCGAAGGCGGGAGUACCAGCUCUCUGAUUCCACCAAAUACUAUCUAAGUGAUCUGGAUCGUAUUGCCGACUCGUCCUAUCUACCAACCCAACAGGACGUGCUUAGGGUUCGCAUUCCUACCACUGGCAUCAUUGAAUACCCUUUCGACUUGCAAAGCAUCAUUUUCAGGAUGGUGGAUGUGGGGGGUCAGAGGUCGGAGCGCAGGAAGUGGAUUCACUGCUUUGAGAACGUGACCUCCAUCAUGUUCCUGGUGGCCCUCAGCGAGUACGACCAGGUCCUGGUGGAAUCUGACAAUGAGAAUCGUAUGGAGGAGAGCAAAGCGUUAUUCAGGACGAUAAUCACAUAUCCUUGGUUCCAAAACUCCUCUGUCAUCCUCUUCCUCAACAAGAAGGACCUGCUGGAGGAGAAGAUCAUGCACUCUCACCUGGUGGACUACUUCCCUGAGUUUGACGGGCCCCAGAGGGACGCCCAGGCCGCACGCGAGUUCAUCCUGAAGAUGUUUGUGGACCUGAACCCCGACAGCGACAAGAUCAUCUACUCCCACUUCACCUGCGCCACCGACACCGAGAACAUCCGCUUCGUCUUCGCCGCUGUCAAAGACACCAUCCUGCAGCUCAACCUGAAGGAGUACAACCUGGUGUGAGACGAGCACGGCACAUAGAGCACACGACCCGGUCUCACACACGCAGACAAACGCAUACACACACACUCACCCACACCUUAUGCACACGUCAUACGCAC